Molecule: messenger RNA, 8080 nt
Organism: Pteronotus mesoamericanus
Lineage: Eukaryota; Metazoa; Chordata; Mammalia; Chiroptera; Mormoopidae
Product: transforming acidic coiled-coil-containing protein 2-like
Exons: 20
Coding region: 35-7615 (2526 amino acids)
Biological process (GO): mitotic spindle organization; cerebral cortex development; cell population proliferation
Cellular component (GO): cytoplasm
Source: RefSeq, a predicted model, not a curated record
UCCUGCCCUGGCACCGGGGGCCCGGGGCUCUUUGAUGGAGACUCUGGAUGCUGGUGACGUGCAGUGUCCCUUGAAGAUGGGGAUGCAAGGAACGCUGUGCGUGGGAGCAGGGGACCCACGCGAAGGGGCUGUGCUGGUGAGCGCUGAGGAACCGUGUCCAGCUUCAGGCCUCACUCCCCAGCCCGCGGCUCAGGCCUCCGCUGCCCCAGGAGAGCCCAGCUGGCCGGCCAGGGAGAUGGCUCCCAGGCCUGAGGUACCUGCUCUCACAGAUCCAGCCAAAGAGCAGGCAGAGGCAGGACAGGAGACGCCCACCUCAGAUGUCAGCAGUGAGGGGGUGGGUCCAGAAGAGGGCCCCGGGGGCGGUCCUGCCCCUUUGCCCCAGAAGGAGAGAGGACAGACCUGCACCAGGGAGCAAAGCCUUGAAGUCCUGCAAGGGGCACUGCCCCCUCCUCCCAGCACAUCAGACGGAAGUGCCCGAAGGUCACCGGGGCCAAAGGCUGAAGCCAAGGCGCCUGAUGGCCCAUGUAUGGCUAAGGGCAAAAGCACACAAUCUAGGAUUGAUCCUCCAGGACGGGAAGAAGCCUCAGAGCCACCUGGCAGUGCUGAUCCCGGGAACCUGUGGGCAGAGCAGCCCCAGGCCCUCGGCUGCUGGCCUGACCCAGAGAUGAAGCAAGAGGAGGUUUCCAAGCUGACCGGCGACAUGGACAGCAAAGUCCUUCCCAGCCUGGCCUCCGUGCGGCCGCCCAGGGAGGAGGGUCCCAGACACGUGGACCGGCCCAGGUCUCCAUCAGAGGCUGCCGCUCGCGGCUCAGAGGCGUGUGGGACCCUGGGAGAAGUCCACGUGGUUCACGCACCCAGCUCACUGAACGAGCCCCAUGAGCAAGGCUCCAUCACGCCUCCUGGGCCGGAUGGAGCCGGUGAACCCGCUGUUCCCACAGGAGCUGUCCGGGAGGGGCCAGGGGUACAGCCCAAAUGUCCUGACGUCCUCCAGGACGUGGGGGGACUGGGAAGAAUGGACUGUCUUCCUGCUUUAGAAUCUGAGAAAUCAGACUUCCUGUCAACUUCUGCUGCAGAGGUCACCCCUGAAGCCGGGGACGUGGAGAGCUCAUCUGAAAUAAAGACCAGGAGCCACCGGUCGGCGCCAAAGCCCGGCAGCUGUGAUAGGGAGGGCUUGCUGAGGUCCCCCCAGCCCUGUGGGCUGGGGCACGAUGCAGCUGGACAGGAAGUCCAAGCCGAUGGGCCACAUCCCGCCGGUGUGGAGACCUUGGCAGAGGACUGUGGGCUCACGACGCUCAUUCCGGAGCAUGAUCAGCAGGGAAACCCAUCCUGCACAGGACGCCAAACACAAGCAGCCGCACCUGAGGGACCGUCAGGCUCUCCUGAGAGCCAUCGCCAGCUGUGCCCGUCGGGCCCAGAAGCACCUGUCUCUGAUAUGCUCGGGGAGAAGGCUCAGCUGUGUGAAAAUGAGAAAGAGGCUUCUCCAGGUGAUCCAGGCUUUAAGAACCCAGGUGCGGAUUCUCCCCAAAUCCACGUACCCACAGAGCCUCGAGGGGAUGGGAGCUUGUACGCUCCCAGAGGAGAGGAGCAGGCUUCCAGGUUGGAACUGCAAAGUGAGCUCCCCACAGUCAGUCUGUCUGACGCUCCAUGUUCGGCUCCCAGGGACACAGUUCCGGAGAGCGCUGUGACAGAGCCGCUGGAGUUGUCAGCCCCAAUAAGACCCGGGCUGCCCGCACUCGGGGAGCAUGGGCAAGAGGGGGCAUGCAGGGACAGCCAGGCCUCCAGGGUCUUGCUUCCUGCCGCAGACACCUCACAAGACUCUCCCCUCGCAGGGAGCUUGAGCAGAAGCGAAGGUUGUGCCGGGCAGGGGCCGAACAAGCCCCAACAGGAGCCGGGCGGUGAGCCGAGAGCCAGCAGCCAGCAUGAAGAAGCCUGUCCGGGGGAUGCAGGUGUUUCUGAAGCAGCUGACGCCCGGCCCCCACUCCAGGCCUUGGGUAAGACGAAGGAGGCAAGCGGGAACACAGCAGGGGCCCCGCCUUGCCGGCCUGACUCAGUAGCUCUCCUGGAUGCGGCUCGCUGCCCGCGAGCCCCGGCGCCCGCCAGCCCCGGCGUCACGCCCGCUCAGGACGCCCCACAGAGGGCAGCGUGUGAUGAAACCCAGGAAGGCGGGCGGCAACCAGAGCCAGCCCCGCAGAAGGAAAUGGAGCGUCUUGCCACCUUGGAUGCAGAGGCCCAGAAGCUUCCUGGAGGUUUCCCAUCAGCCGAGGAGCAGCGAGGUGUGGUGGGGAGCGCUGCUGAGAUUGGUGGGGGUGUUGACAAAGGAGACCUGGGGGUGCAGGGGGCUCCAGAGGAGCCAGAAGGUACUCUGAGUGGCGGCUCCCUUCAGAUGGACCAGUGCCCCUCCCCUGGGGAGCAAGCUCGCACCCCUGCCCACAGUGAAGCUGGCCACACUGAGCAGCCCUCGGCCAGCUGCCAGGACGCCUUGGCGCCAGCGGGAGAGGUGGGUGGGAUUCCCAGGAGCAUGGUGGAUAGUUCUGCAGCCCAGGCUGUCCCCAACCCAAAGAAGCCCCUGCCAUCAGAGCCACUGGAAGAUGCCACUCCAGACACUCCUUACCUGCAUAUUGACAGCGCUGCCAGGAAAGGGGCAGGAGAUGGUCCUAGAGGUCAUGGUGAAAGCCCUUGUCUACAGGAGCCUCUGCCUGCCGUGGAAAAUGCUGCCUCCAGGAAGCCGGCAGCUGGUCCUCUUCCCCCCCUGUCGCAACCAGGAGCAGCAGGUGGGGACAUCUCCAUGGUGCAAGCCAAGAGCAGAAGCCCCAAAGCCAGGAACUUUGAAGGCCCUGGGGACUCUGUGCCCUACCUGGACGGGAUGCUGCUUCCGGCCAGUGGUAAGCACAUGGCCGGGGAGGAGAGUGCAGACAGAGUUCCCGGGGCGGGCACUCAGCCCCGGGAGAUGCCCGCACACCCUGUCAGCAGUGAGGCGGGCGCGGAGGGUGGCGGGGCGAGGACGGUAGAACCUUCCCAGGACCCGAGGAAGGGUACAUCGGGCGGGGUGGACACAAGCCCCAAGCAGAUCAGCAUGACUGCCGGGUUCCCUGACUUCAGGGAACAUAUCACCAAGAUCUUUGAGCAAUCCGUGCUCGGAGCCCUGGCCGCCGACCGGCCCCAGCGCACACCAGGAGAAAAGGCAGGAGCUGGCCGUAGCGUGGGGGGCAAGGACCUCAGUGUGCCAUCAAGCCCAGAGAAGCUUCCAGAUGGGACUCAAGCAGCGGUGGUAGCCCCUCUACCCGCCCCUCCUGCUGGACUCUGGGGGGACUCAAAGAAGCAGAAGAAGCAAGAGUUGGCUGUUGAGGCUGAGAGUUCCCACGUGGUUCUCCAGGAUCCAGCUCCAGAAAAGCUGCUGGGGCUGACAGGGCCGAUGGGAGAGCAGAACCUGCCAGGUGCCGGUGGGGGCAAGGAAGUGACCAGGGUCCCGCUGAUGCUGAAGGAAAGCGAGAAGCAGGAGGAGGCCGGAGAAGCUGCACCCGGGCCAGGCCGCCAGGCCCACUUGCAGCAGGGAAGCGGCCAGCAGCCACCAGCUCCAGGGCCUUCUCCACAAGCUGCUGCUCCAGAGGCUCCUGUGGAGAAAGCUGCUGACUUGCCAGUGGCUCCACAGAGCCACAGGGAAGGGGACUCGGCACCAGACAACAGAAUUCCUUCCGAGAAACAGUCCCAGGAUGCACCUACCAGCAAUGGUCAACCCAGAGAAGAUGCUGCCUGGGGCUUUGCCGACACAGGAGCUCCAGGUGACACGCCAGUGUCCACCUCUGGCCUGGGGGCUUCUGCUCCCACUGUGACUGAGGCCAUCAGUGAGCCCUGGACCCCUGACACACCUUGUGGGGAGAGGAGGCCUGCAGGUGCCACUGGGCUCUCAGAAAAACAAAAUGGCCUGGGCAACCAGAGCGCCACUGAGCCAGCAGCAGUGGCAGACACGCCCCCGGAGCCUGGGGUGGUGGCAGGGGCUGCUCGGGAAGCAGAGGGUGACGUCACUUUGAGCACUGCUGAGACCGGGGCACGUGUGCCUGGUGACCUGCCGGAAACAGGUACGACGAGGAUGUUCCCUGGAACGGCUCCUGCUGCUGUACUGCCAAGGAGCAGUGGAGACCCAGGCUGCGCUGAGGGGUCUCCGGGGAUGGAGGGCACAGCCACCCCGUGCGGGGGCAGCCUGGCUGGGCGCCCGCAAACUGAGCUUCCCACUCCUGUUGGGGACGACGGGAAGGCAUGUGUCUCCUCACCUCCAGAACCUGAAGAAAGUCAGGACCCUAAACAUCAAGACCUGGCUCCGGAAGCAUUCCACGCUGAAAGAAAGAGCCCCGGGCGUGGCCCGUCCACCUGCCCUUCAGUUCCUGAGAAGGAUGCUCCGGAUGUCACCGGCGAGGUCAUUUCCAGCGAGGCCAGAAGAGCGGGAGGAGCAGAAAGCUCACCUGUAGCAAGUGAUGUGACCCCGCAAGCUGCCCAUGAAGACCUGGGAAAGCUGCUCUUCGCUGCCUCCUCCCACCAUGGCGGGGACUUCGGCCAGGCCUCCACAGAUCUGACGGCCCAGAGGAGUUCUGACUCUGAAGAAGCAUUUGAGACCCCAGAGUCGACCACGCCUGUCAAAGCUCCACCAGCCCCUCCCCCACCGCCCCCGGAAGUUAUUCCAGAGCCUGAGGUCAGCGUGCCACUUUCCCCGGAAGAACCAGGAUGCGGCGCUGAGUCGGCCUGCGUCCCCGAUGGCCCGCGGAGCGCCUCGGUGGAAGGCAGCCCGUUCCGUCCUCCCGCCCAGUCCUUCUCCGCCGUCUUCGAUGAAGACAAGCCGAUAGCCAGCAGCGGGACUUACAACCUGGACUUCGACAACAUCGAGCUGGUUGAUAGUUUCCAGACCUUGGAGCCACGCCCCUUGGACUCCAAGAAUCAGGAAUGCAAAGUGAGCACACGAAGGAAGUCCACAGACUCCGUCCCUGCCUCUAAGUCCACGCUGUCCCGCUCGCUCAGCCUGCAGGCCAGUGACUUUGAUGGUGCUUCUUGCUCAGGCAACACCGAGGCCGCGGCCCCGGCCCCAGACGCAUACAGCACGGGUUCGAGCAGCGAUUCCAAUACCCUUAAGCGAACUAAGAAACCGAGACCCCCUUCCUUAAAAAAGAAACAGACCACAAAGAAACCCUCAGAAACCCCCCCAGUGAAAGAGACACAGCAAGAGCCAGCUGACGAGAGUCCUGUCCCCAGCGAGGAGAAUCGAGCCUCGGAGGCAAAAACAGAAUCAGCCCCGCUGGAAGGUUCUAGACCAGCCUUAACCCAGGAGGCACCCCUGGAACCUGCCGCUGCCUGUCCUCUGGACCCGGAGAGUGCAGAAGGGGCUGUCCCCCCGGCCACUGGAGGUGGCCGAGUGCAGAACUCGCCCCCCGUUGGAAGGAAAACAUUGCCCCUUGCCACGGCCCUGGAGGCGGUGGAGGUGACCCCGUCAGAUAGUGGGGGGCAAGAGGACUCCCCAGCCAAAGGGCUCCCCGUGAGGCUGGAGUUCGAUUAUUCUGAGGACAAGGGUGGUUGGGACAGCCAGCAGGAAAACCCCCCUCUUACCAAAAAGACAGGCAAGAAGCCAACUGCCAAAAUGCCCCUGAGGAGAGCAAAGGUGAAAAAAACGCCCGAGAAACUUGACAACGCCCCUGCCUCGCCCACCAGGUCCCCUGCUGAACCCAAUGACAUCCCUGUCGCUAAAGGUGCCUACACCUUCGACAUUGACAAGUGGGAUGACCCCAAUUUUAACCCGUUUUCUUCCACCUCAAAAAUGCAGGAGUCUCCCAAACUGCCCCCACAAUCAUACAACUUUGACCCAGACGCCUGUGAGGAGUCCGUGGACCCCUUUAAGACAUCCUCUAAGACCCCCAGCUCACCCCCUAAAUCCCCAGCCUCCUUCGAGAUCCCGGCUAGUUCCACGGAAGCCAACGGAGUGGACGGGGAUGGGCUGAACAAGCCUGCCAAGAAGAAGAAGACACCGCUGAAGACGAUGGUUGAAGAUGUGAUGUCUGUAUGUUCUCUGUUUGACACAUUUAGGGUGAAAAAGUCGCCAAAACGGUCUCCUCUCUCUGAUCCACCUUCUCAGGACCCCACCCCAGCGGCCACACCAGAAACGCCGCCAGUGAUCUCUGCGGUGGUCCACGCGACCGAUGAGGAGAAGCUGGCGGUCACCAACCAGAAGUGGACGUGCAUGACAGUGGAUCUGGAGGCUGACAAACAGGACUACCCGCAGCCCUCAGACCUGUCCACCUUUGUGAACGAGACCAAAUUCAGUUCACCCACGGAGGAGCUGGAUUACAGAAAUUCCUAUGAAAUUGAAUAUAUGGAGAAAAUUGGCUCCUCCUUACCUCAGGACGAUGACGCCCCGAAGAAGCAGGCCUUGUACCUUGUGUUUGACACGUCUCAGGAGAGCCCCGUCAAGUCUCCCCCCGUCCAGAUGUCGGAGUCGCCGACGCCGUGUUCAGGGUCAAGUUUCGAGGAGACUGAAGCCCUUGUGAAUGCCGGGGCAAAGAUCCCCCAUCCCGUCGCACGCGGGCUGGCCCCCAGCCAGGAGCCACACUUGCAGGGGCCAGAGAAGCCCUCCCAGAAGGCUCUGGAGGCCAUGGCCCUGGGCACCGCUUCAGACGCGAUCGAAAUUACAGCUCCCGAGGGCGCCUUUGCCUCUGCUGACGCUCUCCUCAGCAGGCUGGCCCACCCAGCUGCGCUCUGUGGUGCGCUUGACUAUCUGGAGCCCGACUUAGCAGAAAAGAACCCCCCACUAUUUGCUCAGAAACUUCAGGAGGAGUUAGAGUUUGCCAUCAUGCGGAUAGAAGCACUGAAGCUGGCCAGGCAGAUUGCCCUGGCUUCCCGCAGCCGCCAGGACACCAAGAGAGAAGCUACUCACCCAGCAGACGUCUCCAUCUCCAAAACAGCCUUGUACUCCCGCCUGGGGACCGCGGAGGCAGAGAAGCCCGCAGGCCUUCUGUUCCAGCAGCCCGACCUGGACUCCGCCCUGCAGGUCGCCAGAGCAGAGAUCCUAACCAAGGAGAGAGAGGUGUCCGAGUGGAAGGAGAAAUACGAAGAAAGCCGGCGGGAAGUGAUGGAGAUGAGGAAGAUCGUGGCCGAGUAUGAGAAGACCAUCGCUCAGAUGAUAGAGGACGAACAGAGGGAGAAGUCGGUCUCCCACCAAACGGUCCAGCAGCUGGUCCUGGAGAAGGAACAGGCCCUGGCCGACCUGAACUCCGUGGAGAAGUCUCUGGCCGACCUCUUCAGGAGAUAUGAGAAGAUGAAAGAGGUCCUGGAGGGCUUCCGCAAGAAUGAAGAGGUGCUGAAGAAGUGUGCGCAGGAGUACCUGUCCCGAGUGAAGAAGGAGGAGCAGAGAUACCAGGCCCUGAAGGUGCACGCGGAGGAGAAGCUGGACAGGGCCAACGCGGAGAUUGCCCAGGUCCGGGGCAAGGCCCAGCAGGAACAGGCCGCCUACCAGGCCAGCCUGCGGAAGGAGCAGCUGCGGGUGGACGCCCUGGAGAGGACGCUGGAGCAGAAGAAUAAAGAAAUAGAAGAACUCACCAAGAUUUGUGAUGAACUGAUUGCCAAAAUGGGGAAAAGCUAACUUUGAACCAAAUGUUCGGACUUGACCGUUGCGUGCAAUAUGACCGUCGGCACACUGCUGUCCCUCCAGUCCCGCGGACAGGCUCUGUUUUCACGUUUUCGUAUGCACUACUGUGUUUCUUUUCUAAAUAAUGUUGAUUUGAUUGUAUGCAGUACUAAGAAGACUAUCAGAAUUUCUUGCUAUUGGUUUGCAUUUUUCCUAGUAUAAUUCAUAGCAAGUUGACCUCAGAGUUCCUGUAUCAGGGAGAUUGUCUGAUUCUCUAAUAAAACACACAUCGCUGACCUUGGCCUUGCCCUUCGUACAUGAGCUCCCAGGGUGAGCGGCUUUUGGAUUUAAUAUGAACGUGUGCAGCUUGCACGGGGACUCUUGCCUUAAGGAGUGUAAACUUGAUCUGCAUUUGCUGAUUUGUUAAAAAAAAAAAAAAAAAGAAAAGAAAAGAAAAUGCAUGUCUCAAAGGAAAUUCUC